CUCUUUUCUCUAUCUCUCUGCAUCAAGAUGGUCAAGUUCUUAAAGUCAGGAAAGGUCGCCGUCAUCCUCAACGGUCGCUACGCCGGCAAGAAGGCCGUCAUCGUGAAAAAUAUCGAUGAGGGAACCAAGGAGCGCGGUUACGGUCACGCUCUUGUUGCUGGUGUCGAGCGUUACCCCCUCAAGAUCACCAAGAACAUGGGCAAGAAGCGCGUCGCCAAGCGCUCCAAGGUCAAGCCUUUUAUCAAGGUUAUCAACUAUAACCACUUGAUGCCCACCCGCUACGGCCUGGAGUUGGAGACCUUGAAGUCUGUCCUCACCGUCGACUCUUUCAAGGAGCCCUCCCAGCGCGAGGAAGCCAAGAAGGCCAUCAAGAAGCUCUUCGAGGAGAGAUACAACAGCGGCAAGAACAAGUGGUUCUUCACCAAGCUCCGUUUCUAAACGAU
Messenger RNA from Gamsiella multidivaricata, 443 nucleotides. Its product is annotated as ribosomal L27e protein family-domain-containing protein. The record is from RefSeq and is a predicted model, not a curated record. Gene Ontology annotation, molecular function: structural constituent of ribosome. Lineage: Eukaryota; Fungi; Mortierellomycota; Mortierellomycetes; Mortierellales; Mortierellaceae. Gene Ontology annotation, biological process: translation. The coding region runs from base 28 to 438 and encodes 136 amino acids. The transcript is spliced from 5 exons. Gene Ontology annotation, cellular component: ribosome; cytosolic large ribosomal subunit.